Pelobates fuscus (common spadefoot toad) is the source of this 1027-nucleotide messenger RNA. RefSeq names its product high mobility group nucleosomal binding domain 2 (gene HMGN2). Gene Ontology annotation, molecular function: nucleosomal DNA binding. Bases 163 to 438 code for a protein of 91 amino acids. NCBI's taxonomy places the organism in Eukaryota, Metazoa, Chordata, Amphibia, Anura, Pelobatidae. Gene Ontology annotation, biological process: chromatin organization. The record is from RefSeq and is a predicted model, not a curated record. The transcript has 6 exons. Gene Ontology annotation, cellular component: nucleus; chromatin.
GCGAAGAGCGGGAUCCGGAUCUGACCGGUCGGGUUCCGGACCGGGUAUAAAAAGAGCGAGCGGAGCCGGGAGCCGCUUCAUUCGUUUGCGAGAGAGAGGUUGACGGAAUUCAGUCAGAGUUUCAAUCAAUUCCGUCCAGACGUUAAACAAACACCGCCCGCCAUGCCCAAGAGAAAGGCUGAAGGAGACUCCAAGGUGGAGAAGGCAAAGGGGAAAGAUGAGCCACAAAGACGAUCUGCACGGUUAUCUGCUAAACCUGCCCCACCAAAACCAGAGCCCAAGCCCAAGAAAGCUGCUCCGCCAAAGAAGGCUGAAAAGGCACCAAAAGGAAAGAAAGGAAAGGCCGAUUCUGGCAAGGACAGCAGCAAUGCUGCUGAAAAUGGAGAAGCCAAAUCAGACCAGGCACAGAAGGCAGAGGGAACUGGGGACUCCAAGUGAGCAGUGUGAAUUUUUGAUAACUGUGUACUUCUGUUGACUGUACAGUUUGAAAUACUAUUUUUUAUCAAGUUUUAUAACAAUGCAGAAUUUGUUUUACUUUUUAUUUUUAAGCUGUGUUGGCACAAUGAUGCUUUGUGUUUUUUAUGGGAUGGGAUGUGCAGUGGUCUAAUCACCACCUUGGGCAGUGGCUCUUUGAGUCUCCGUUCUGGUGGUUUUUCCAUGAAUGUGACAAUUUUAUUUUUAACCCUGUCCUCUGAUUUAGACAGGCAGCUAUUUGAGCCCCUUACUGCUUGGGACUGAAACAGUUGUUAAAGCAGUACAAGGGGAGGGAAGUUUUAACAACUCAGCUGAUGCUUAUGGGGCCAGGCUGGGUUAAUUUUUCUCGUUUGUUUUUCAUGACAACGCUCCAAAUGUGAAGCGCCUAUCCUCCAUCAAUUUAUGGGUUUUAUAGUGAUUUGCAGUUUGAGGUGGGUUGGGGAAUUAUGAUGUUGUUUUUAAUAUGUUGUAGCUUGUCCUGCCUGACUUUUGCAAUGACUGUUCAUGGAAAAAGCAUCUUCAAUAAAGCUGGAAUCUGUUUGGCUCCAUUUAA